CUAAGCAAAACAGUUCUAAGUUGAGGACUACCUGUAUUAAAAACAUGCUGCGGCAAAGCAAACCUUUACCAUAGAAGGAAACAUCUCAAUUAUCUUGUCUACUUUCUUUUUUAAAGAAUGGAAACAAAAACAGCUCCCUGGACAUGUUGGGAACGGAUAUCUGGGCAGCCAACACUCUUGAAUCUGUCAGUGGGGCCACCUGGGAUUUACAACCAGAGAAACUUGACUUCACACAGUUCCACAGAAAACUUCGCAACACUCCCAAGCAUCCACUUCCACAGAUAGACAGAGAAGGAAUUGGCAAAGGAAAAGGUGAAGAAGGAGAUGGCAUCAACUUAAAUGACAUUGGAAAAGUUCUCCCAACCUGGCAGGGUUGUCAUCCGUUGCCACACGAAGCAGAAAUUGCACACACCAAAAAGCUAUUCAGGAGGAGGAGGAACGACCGGAGGCCCCAGAGUUCAGGUUGCAAACAUGAUCUGCAGGACGUUGCAGUCAGUCAUAAAUGUGAGACAGUUGCCAAGAGCUUUUCAGACUUCUUUUAUCUCUUCUAA
Thamnophis sirtalis is the source of this 551-nucleotide messenger RNA. NCBI's taxonomy places the organism in Eukaryota, Metazoa, Chordata, Lepidosauria, Squamata, Natricidae. The record is from RefSeq and is a predicted model, not a curated record.